Messenger RNA from Triticum aestivum (bread wheat), 873 nucleotides. RefSeq lists its product as uncharacterized. Lineage: Eukaryota; Viridiplantae; Streptophyta; Magnoliopsida; Poales; Poaceae. The record is from RefSeq and is a predicted model, not a curated record. The transcript has 2 exons. Bases 157 to 738 code for a protein of 193 amino acids.
UUAAACGGGCCCGAACCCCUCUUGCCCUCUCUCCUAUAAAAGCUGUGCUUUUACCCCCGCACUCCAUCGCCUCGCCGCCGUUCCCCGCAACACCCUGUCGACCCAAUCUCACAUCCUCCUCUCGCCCGCCCGAGUCUUCUUCGCCGCCAAAAGGAAAUGAUGCUCUACAAAAUCCACUCCCAUGCCCAAAUCCAAGACCUGCAGGCCCGCUCCGAUGAGCUGGGCCACUCCAAUAAGUCCAUGCUUGUGAGUCUUGUCUCUCUGGAGUCGGUGCGCAUAGCGUGGGAGUCGUAUGCGCUCCUCCGCCCGCUGAUCAUGGAGUCGAGGUCCUGGGAAUGCCCGCAGCUGGAUUCCCUCUCGGACGUGGCAGGCUUGUCGCUGGAAAUCCAAAAGCUUGAGCAUGAUGUGUUACCCCAGCUCAAGCUUCAGGAGGGUAAGCUGGAACGGGGUGCCCUGGAAGCCCUCCUACUCAUUAAGAACUCAGCAAGUAAGCUCUUACAUUUGAGGAAGUGCUUUGAGGAAGCCUUGGGCGUAUUGCUUGCCAAGGAGGAUCUGGUCUCAGCCAAAGUCAAAAGGCUGAGCAUGAUGCUAAACGAUACUGCUGUUCAUGUACUCAAAGCUAACAACACUCGCUUGUUUAAGGAGUGUGUCCUGUUUCUGGUCCAGCUGGUCACCGAUGUGUUGGAGACCCCGGUUCGUUUCUGUGAUACUCGUAAGUGUAAGCAUUCUGAUGAGUAGACUUAUCAGCCAGCUCGAGGCUGUUGUGAUGAGUAUUUCUUAGGGGCGUGGCAAACAGUUUAGAAUCAACCCUUUAUGUUUGGAUGUGUUAUUAAUGGAUUUUAAAUGAUAUGUAUCUUGGGUAGUGUUCUCUCA